Messenger RNA from Prorocentrum cordatum, 2410 nucleotides. Lineage: Eukaryota; Dinophyceae; Prorocentrales; Prorocentraceae. The record is from the annotation of a GenBank genome assembly.
AGAAGGCACUUGGGCUCAAUUUUUUCCAGCCCGGGGCCUCCCACCCUGCGUUCGGCAGCACCGCGGAUGCAAACGCGAGCGCGCAGUAACGAUGUUGAUGCGCCCUCGCUUGUGCAUUCUUGGCUGCCUGCUGAUCCCGCACGCCUGCCGGGCAUCCGAGGCGGACGAGACCUGUGACUCGUCGUGGUGCCUCGACUUCAACACGGACUGCCUCGCGGGAGUACGCGCGCAGCCGUGCCCCUGCGAGCGAGGCGUCCCGCGCGUCCUCGACGCGCCCGCGUUCCUCGGCUACGGGCGGCCCCUCUUUCGCUACACGUGCUGCGUGGAGCACGGCGAGGAGAACGCGAGCCAGCCGCCGGCCGUCUUCACGUUCGACAGGGACAUCUGUGGCAAUUACAGCCCCGUGCACAUGAAGGCGUCCUGCGUCUUCGCGGUGCUGCUGUUGGCGGUGGGGGCUCUGGUUCGCGCAGGAGGUCAGCGGAGCCUCUUGGCCAGCGGGCGGCCGCGGCCGAUCGAGACUGCGGCGGGGGAGGAGAGCUUCGAGGAGUCCGUUCCCGUGGUGGACGGGAACCGGCUGCAUUACUGCAUCCCUCCGCGCAAGUGGUGCGUGACACGAAAGGACGUCGAACAAUUCAGACGGCUGGUGCGGCGUGCAGUUCUCGAUGGCCGCAUCCGGCCCACGGAGUCGGACCAGUUCGAUCCGACGGACGACCGGGUGGGGCCUACCGUCCAUACCGUCUGCGAGCAGUACGUCUCCCCCGUAACGUUUACCGCAGGAAGCCCGAGCUGGGCGCUCAUGCUCCACAACGACGGGCUCGACUGCGACAUGUUUGUUUCGCACAGCUGGCAAGAGGGCAUCUAUGAGCUCAUCGACAAGAUGCUGUUCUCCUGGCCUGCUCGUGCACAUAGUGCUUAUCUGUGCUUCCUGUCGAACCCCCAGAACUCGAGCCAGUGCGACUCUCCAAGUCGAGGCACCGUCAGAAUCGACAUCGGGCAUCUCAUAUCGAGCCCAAUCGACUCUCCAUUUGCACACGCGUUACGUUCUGCAACGCAUGUGAUGGUUGUGUCGAACAAACAAGGGAGCAUCUACAGCAGGAUCUGGUGCACUUACGAGGCUUACUUGGCUUACACCAUGGACAAACACAUUUUUCGUGCGUCAAGUCCAGUGCAUGAUUUGUGGCCUCGUGUGGUGUCUCAAUUGGGCUUGUGUAUCGUUAGUCUUGCAAUUGGUGCUUUAUUGUGGAUCCUCUUUGUUUUUCUCAGACUCGAUGAGUUUGGAUAUCCGUUUCUGGCUCUACUAAUUCUUACGAUGCUUAUUUGUAAGAUUGAUUACGUCAUCCAACGCAAGAAGCCGGAAGGCAAUGCUUGCCGCCGUUCUUGUGCUGUAACGGGAGGUGCCGCUAGUAUUUGCAUCGGUUUCAUCAUGCAAAUGGACGCUUCGUUAGUCAAUUUCUUCGGUGUCGUCGUUUGCGUGGCGUAUUCGAUCUGUUUAGAAGCCGACCGUUUAUGGUUGGUCGAAGCCGCCCAGGAGAGAGCCAAUUUGCUCAAGGGCUACACUGGCCAUGUUCGCGACGCACGCUGUUCUGUGCCUGAGGACGGUUCGCAGAUCCGCAGAGAAUUGCGAGAUCAAGAUGCUAAUGUAGACCAUUGUGUGGAAGUUCUGAUUCGCACAGGCCUCUCCAGCAAGCAUUUGCGCAGCGCAGCUCGCAUAGCCGGUGGACUUGGUAAUUGUAGCAAUUGGUAUAUGGCUUCAGUUGUCUCGGCGGUGGGUGCACUUUGGAUUUAUAUGCCUGCUCAUUCGGCUUGGUGGGGCGACGAUUGCACGUCCGAGCAUGACGAAUGCACGCAUGCUUGUCUGACCGCAGCUUACGCGUGCGUCGUGCAAGCAACGAUUUGGUGUGUAUUGUUCAGAUUCGUUUUGGGCCCAGACCGCAGAACAUUUGCAUCGAAGUCCCUUCUACUCAUGUUAGUUGGUGCGGCGAUGUACGUUAUGAUCAGUGCUUGCGCAUAUGUGAUCGCCACCUCUAUCUUCCUCGGUCCUUCCGUGCUGACUCUUACUUUGGCCGGGCCUGCCAAUGUCGCUCGAAUACCGGCUGUUGGCCCCAUAGUGGUGCGUUUCGCCAUCGGCGACCAGAAUAGCUGCAAUCCGUUCGUGCGUCCCGAGGAGCUUCGGGACGAGAGCGCGGCUGCAGAAGUGUAUGGCGCCAGGAGCGAUACAACUGGAACCGAGGACAGCUCGCCGAAAGGCGCUGAGAUCGACAGCCCGAACAGCCAGAUUGAGUAUGUCUGAGUGCGGCCCGGGCGACCGAGCCGCCGACGCAUUCCGCGGAUCGCAGCUGGUUGCGUGUGCAGCUGCCCCACGAGAUAAUCUCGACCUCCCCCGGAGGCUCCCAGAGUUCUGCAGUGGUUC